AAAUACAAAUGCAAUCUCUAAAAAAAAAAGUAAAUAAAUAUUUUUUAUGUGAAAUCCUCCAAUUAUUUUAAUUUUGCACUUUAAUUUACUCCUCUUAAAUGUAGCGCUAUCUUAUCCAUAUAUCUAACAAUAGGUCCUUAUAUCUAAGAAUAGGUCUUAAAUGUUGAGUUUUUAUCUCCUUGAAGAAAAAAAAAAGAGUAGGUUUUGAUAUUGAUUACACCUAAAAAAACAGAGUAUGAAAGUCAAGUGUAACUGACUUUGUGGGUCUCUCUACAAUUAAUUAACAUUUAUGUAAAAAAAAAAUCUUUCUCCCAAAAUUAAAUUUGAUAUUAUCCUAAAAUUAAAAGAAUCUCUCUCUCCCAACACUACCACUACCCAACCCAAAUAGCCAAAAAGGCCAAAACCCAAUUCGUCUACUGUGAGCAGUGAGUGAAGACUGAAGCUGUGAACUGAAGCAACGUAGCCACCGCACCGAGCACGUCAAGUCGGCAAGCACGGAGCACCGCCGGAAAGCAGCAUUGCAGCAAGAAUGGAAGUGAAGAUUGUAAGCAAGAAGUUGAUAAAACCAAUAGUAGCAACUCCGGAUAGCCUCCGCAAGUAUAAAAUAUCAUGCAUGGAUGAGGUGAAUGCAACUAUGAACGUGGUUACCAUUCUUUACUACCCCUUCAAUCAAUUCUACACUUAUAAAGGUAUCAUCAAGACCUUAGAGACUUCAUUGUCUCGGAUUUUACCUCGCUUCUACCCCUUCGCGGGGAGAUACAUUAAGGAGCAUCACACUGUCGACUGCAACGACGCGGGAGCUGAGUUCAUGGAGGCUGAGGUCGACGCCUACGACCUCAAACAAGUCAUUACAAACUUGGAGCCUGAUUAUCUUAAUGAGCUGCUCCCCCUUGAAAUUGGUGCUGCGGAUGAGAUCACAGACCCUGUUUGUGCUGUCAAAGUCACCAAGUUUCGAUGCGGUGGGAUAGCCCUUGCUGCAUCCGUUUCGCAUCGAAUCGUGGACGCCUGCUCCAUGGGCAUCUUCGUGUCUGCGUGGGCGGAAGAAGCCACACUUCGGGAAGGUCAAUCGAGGACUAUUCACCCUUUUCAUCCCCCUCGUACCUUCCUGGCAAGAAUUUUCCUCCUGAAGAUUUUGGAGUCAGGAGGACCAGAGAAGGUUCGACGGUUGUGUGCAAGAGGCUCAUAUUUGACGCCGCGGCCAUCGCUACCCUUAGGCAGAGGGUUAGCCACCUUUCCAGCGUGCAAUCAAGGGUAACAGUAGCGACCGCUUUUCUAACCGAAAUUCUGAUGCGUAUUGAUCGGAGAAUAAGAGGCGGAAUACCUCGAGCAUGCCAAGUGACACAGUGCAUCAACAUACGAGAAAGGACGAAGAAUCCGGUAGUGGCCAAGUAUUCCGUUGGCAAUUUGGUGGCAUUGGGGAUCAAUGACUUAACCCCCGAAGAAACAGUGGAGUUAAAGUACGAGGACCUAGUUCCCCUCGUAAUUAAGGGGAUUCGGGAAGGCAUACGCAACUGCUGGGAUAUACUUUCCGACGACAAGUUGGUGAACCGAGACUUAGCUUCAAUACAGAGGUAUAAUCAGGAUGAUGUUAGGGGAUUUUGGUUCACUGAUUUUACCAAGUUUGGAUUCUAUGACAUUGAUUUCGGAUGGGGGAAACCUGUUUGGGCCAGCCUCGUUAAUGCCUCUGAAGCAAAUCUUAUCAUAUUUAUGAAUAACAAAAACAACGACGGUUUAGAGGUGUAUCUGCUUUUGGAAAAAGAUGAACUGCCUUACCUGGAGAAUGAUGAGCAACUUAAACUAUUAAAUUCUGAAACAAUACGAAACGAGCCUGUGUGACCCGAACAGGGGGAGAAGAGAUUUGGUCCACUUUAUAAGCUCAAAUGGGGUUUCACACUAAAAUCAAUUGGUGAUAUUAAUGUAACAAUCUCUCAUCUUUCUCCGAUGUGGGACACUCACAAGUGAGCUUUCAAUGAGUUUCAACCUAAAUUAGUCGUUAAGUUCCAAACUACCAUCCCAAUUUCCGCCUGCCUGUGAGGCUGUGAUGAUCAAUCAAAUAAAACAUUUUAGAUUUUCAUGUAUUCUGCUUCUUUCUUUGUAUCAUUAGUUUGCUUCAUCAUCUAUUAUUUGAUUUCAAGUUUGUAUGUAUUUCUUUAAUGUUGUUGCUUCAUUGCUUGUUUAAUGACUAUGAAAGUUGUGUACUUUGUCAUACAAAACUCAAAUACGGCAAGAAGCAAAUAAACCUACUCUUUUUCUACAAA
Molecule: messenger RNA, 2258 nt
Organism: Beta vulgaris subsp. vulgaris (sugar beet)
Lineage: Eukaryota; Viridiplantae; Streptophyta; Magnoliopsida; Caryophyllales; Amaranthaceae
Product: pelargonidin 3-O-(6-caffeoylglucoside) 5-O-(6-O-malonylglucoside) 4'''-malonyltransferase
Exons: 3
Coding region: 530-1255 (241 amino acids)
Source: RefSeq, a predicted model, not a curated record